This is a messenger RNA of Phascolarctos cinereus (koala), 1096 nucleotides long. It is a transcript of the gene RWDD1, whose product is annotated as RWD domain containing 1. Lineage: Eukaryota; Metazoa; Chordata; Mammalia; Diprotodontia; Phascolarctidae. The record is from RefSeq and is a predicted model, not a curated record. Gene Ontology annotation, molecular function: protein binding.
CUGACUGCGAACCCAGGCGAGUCCUAAGCCAGGGCAAUCUGCGCCUGCGCCCGCGCCCGCCACCCCGGCGGGCCCCCGGGGUUCCAGGUUCGGGCUUCGAGCUCGAGCUCUCCAUGUCCGAGCGUUCCAUGGGCCAGCGGCUCGGGUCACGAUGACGGAUUACAGCGAGGAGCAGCGCAACGAGCUGGAGGCUCUGGAGUCCAUCUACCCGGACUCCUUCACAGUAUUAUCAGAAAAUCCAACCAGUUUCACAAUUACUGUGACAUCUGAAGCAGGAGAAAAUGAUGAAACUGUCCAGACAACCCUUAAGUUUACUUAUGGAGAAAAGUAUCCAGAUGAAAUGCCUCGUUAUGAAAUAUUCUCCCAGGAAAACCUAGAAGAUAAUGAUGUCUCAGAUAUAUUAAAAUUAUUAGAGUUACAAGCAGAAGAAAACCUUGGUAUGGUUAUGAUCUUCACCCUAGUAUCAGCUGUUCAAGAAAAACUAAAUGAAAUUGUAGAUCAAAUCAAAACUAGAAGAGAAGAAGAAAAAAAGCAGAAAGAAAAAGAAGCAGAAGAAGCAGAAAGGCAAUGUUUCCAUGGAACCCCUGUAACAAUUGAGAAUUUCUUAAGUUGGAAGGCCAAGUUUGAUGCAGAACUCUUAGAAAUUAAAAGGAAAAGAAUGAAGGAAGAAGAACAAGCUGGAAAAAAUAAAUUAAGCGGAAAACAGCUGUUUGAAACAGAUCACAAUCUUGACACAUCUGAUAUCCAGUUUCUGGAAGAAGCUGGUAACAGUGUGGAAGUAGAUGAAUCUUUGUUCCAAGAAAUGGAUGACUUGGAGCUAGACGAUGAAGAGGAUGAUCCUGAUUUUAAUCCAGUUGAUUUAGACAGUGACUAGUGAUUAGACUGACUAAUGAACUGGUGGUGUCAGCAGUAUGGAGUCCCCAUCCUUAUAUCUCCACUUGCAGAGAAGCUGGAAUGUCACAGCAUCUGUGGCUUUGCUGAGUGUGUGUUGGUUUCCUUUUCUUUUUUCUAAGAAGAAAAUAAUUUUAAUUUUCAGGAGAAUAUUCUUCUGAUGACUUUCAUCAUUGUGCUUAAUAAAUUGACUUGAAAAUUUCAA